CUCAUUAGAAAAAUGUCUAGGCUGAUGGGACCCCCUGAUAAGUUUCUGCCAUCCGAGUGGAAGCAUGCAAACCAGGUGCAUUUCAGGAGUUCGGAGGCAGAACGAGCGCACUCGGAGAAACUGAGAGCAGAGUGUCAGAGACUCAUAGAGGAGAGCAACAAAUCUACCAAACACAUGCAACAGGAUGCACAAAAGAAGCUGGAGCAGAGAAUCCAGGACAUCAAAUUCUGGAGGCAGGAACUGGAGAAGAAGUUUGAGGAGAUGGUGCAGGAGAUCGAGACCCUCGUCGUCUUCAAGAGCCGUGUGGAAAAAGCCUUGGAGAGCUGCUCUCAGCCUUUUCAAGUGACUUUGCAAUGUCUUACUGAGAGAGAGAAGCGUGUGGCGAUUGACCUGGUGCAUGAUGGGGUGGAAGAGGAACUGUUGAAGGAGAAGGAGCUGAUUGAGGGUGUGAUGGUUCUUCUACAGCGAACACUGGAGCAGAUCAACGAGCAGAUCAGGCUUAUUCGUUCAGUGAAGUACUAUCUGGAAAAGGACUUGCAGGACAAAUUUCAGGCCGAACGCAUCGAUGAUUUCUGCUCUCUUCUCACCAACACAUCGCCUGAUUUAAACGGAGGGAAUUCAAACUUAACAAGUGUUGGAAUUGCAGUGAAUCCUGAGGAAUGGGAGAGCCUCUGCAACUUAAACGUUAGCAAAGCGGAGAAUGAGAAGAAUAACUCUCUUUCUCUGAGAGCUCUUGUGGCAAGCUUGCUAGAGCAGACGGCUGCAGACAUGCGCAGACAGUAUGAGGCUACGGGAAGGGCAUUUGAGCUGCGCAUACAGGAGACCAAAACUGCCAAAACACAGCUUGAGAACCAGCUCAAUGAGCUGCUAGCAGAGAUAGCAAAUCAAGAAAAGAAUCUGGAGGCUCUAAAAGCGGCUAUCGCAGAGAAAGAAGCUCCAGUGAAAGUGGCUCAGACUCGACUGUCCGCUCGCAGCCAAAGGCCCAACGUUGAGCUCUGCCACGACCCGGCUCAAAUCCGGCUGCUGGCAGAGGUCAAGGAGCUCGCUAACAACAUCGAGAGACUAGCCGAGGCGUUCCAGCUUUCAGAGAUGAAACUGAAAGCUCUAGCAAGCAGCCAGCUGAGCCUGGAGGAGGAGAUCCAGGUGAAGACCAACUCUCUGUACAUAGAUGAGGUGAUCUGCCUUCAGCAACGUCAGCCUGUCGUUAUUCACAACUUCUGAACAGAGCUCAUGUACGACGGAAAUGCCUAGUAUAGUUAAUGGCGUUUUGGAAGAAGAGUUUCCUUUAAAUCAUUUUAAGUUAUUAUGAUGGUUUCAAUACAACAUCUAAUGUCUUUAAAAAUCUCUACUGGGAUGUUUCCUCUCAGAAUCUGUUUGUUGCACACAGCGAUGUUUUGAUAAAAUGUCUUUAAAAAAAUGCUAAAUUAAAAAGAUAUACAAAUAAAAAAGAUGAUCCCAAUUUA
Molecule: messenger RNA, 1463 nt
Organism: Rhinichthys klamathensis goyatoka
Lineage: Eukaryota; Metazoa; Chordata; Actinopteri; Cypriniformes; Leuciscidae
Gene: tekt1
Product: tektin 1
Exons: 7
Coding region: 13-1221 (402 amino acids)
Biological process (GO): cilium movement involved in cell motility; cilium assembly
Cellular component (GO): microtubule cytoskeleton; nucleus
Source: RefSeq, a predicted model, not a curated record